Molecule: messenger RNA, 390 nt
Organism: Lodderomyces theae
Lineage: Eukaryota; Fungi; Ascomycota; Pichiomycetes; Serinales; Debaryomycetaceae
Exons: 2
Coding region: 1-390 (129 amino acids)
Biological process (GO): intronic box C/D snoRNA processing; tRNA processing; nuclear-transcribed mRNA catabolic process, RNase MRP-dependent
Cellular component (GO): nucleolar ribonuclease P complex; ribonuclease MRP complex
Molecular function (GO): ribonuclease MRP activity
Source: RefSeq, a predicted model, not a curated record
AUGAAUAAUGAGCAGAUUUUCGAAGAUGAAGAUGAUUGGCUUUACUUGAGACUUGAAAUCUUUCCUGAUCCAAAGAUACAACACGAUGAAGCCAAACUCAAACAGUAUGAGAAGGUAGACAUUGAUUUGAUAACGUGGAAAACACUAAUAAUGAGCAGCUUGAAUAAGGUGUAUGGAUUGAUUGGAGAGUCAUCGCCGUUUGACAUUCCAGUCAAGUUGUCUACGAAAUCCACUAUCCUCAAAAUACAGAUCCAAGACGAGGAAAAGUUUAGCAACAGUUUUUUGAGUUACGCUUUUGAUUUGAGCAAGUACACAGAUGUGGAUGUUGACUGUUGCAUUAAAAUUGCGAAGAAGGCUCGUCACGUUGCAUUGGUGAUAGAAGAGAAGUAG